This is a messenger RNA of Candida albicans SC5314, 2664 nucleotides long. RefSeq lists its product as uncharacterized. Gene Ontology annotation, biological process: mRNA splice site recognition. Gene Ontology annotation, cellular component: cytosol. The transcript has a single exon. Gene Ontology annotation, molecular function: mRNA binding. The record is from RefSeq and is a predicted model, not a curated record. The coding region runs from base 1 to 2664 and encodes 887 amino acids. Lineage: Eukaryota; Fungi; Ascomycota; Pichiomycetes; Serinales; Debaryomycetaceae.
AUGGGGACAUAUAUACCAAAUGGUAAGGAUGAAUGUCAUCCUGGAACCACAACCACGACCUCCACCUCCACCUCCACCUCCACCAAUUAUGAUAACACAAACACAAAUUCAAAUUCAAAUUCAAACUCAAACUCAAACUCAAACCCAGACCCCAAUUCUUUGUCUACAUUUACAACCACGUCUCCUCAACAUCAACAACAUAUUCAAGAAUCAGUAACUGUAACCACUCCUACAUCUAAAGUAACAAUCAAUCCCCAUACAACAUCAAGUAUUGCUAGUCAACAACAUCAACAAGAACAAGAAUUGCUUUCAGGGUAUACAGUACCAAAUCCACCCAUUUCUACACAGCAAUCAACGGCAAUUGCAGCUGAUCAAGAAUCAAUUUCGGGAUCUGAAUUGGAUAAUAAACCUCGUACUUUAUGGAUGGGAGAUUUAGAUCCUUGGCUUGAUGAAAAUGCUAUACAAGAUUUAUGGUGGAGUAUUUUACAGAAAAAAGUGGUGGUGAAAAUCAUUAAACCUAAAAAUAUGAAACCAGAUAUUAAUUUCCAAGGUUUAACUAAUUCUGGUUAUUGUUUUGUUGAAUUUGAAUCAUUUGAAGAUGCUCAACAUGCAUUAAGUUUAAAUGGACAAUUAUUACCUGAUAUUGCUAUGCCUUCACAACUGAAUUUCCCCAAUAAUCCUGAUAAUCAAAAAAAAUAUUUCCGAUUGAAUUGGGCUAGUGGUGCCACUCUUUCAGCUCCUAUAGUGCAAACCCCUGAAUAUUCUUUAUUUGUUGGGGAUUUAUCGGCAUCUACUACUGAAGCACAUUUAUUGGCAUUUUUCCAAAAGAAUUUCCCCAAUUCAAUUAAAACCGUUCGAGUAAUGACAGAUCCUAUAUCGGGGAAAUCUAGAUGUUUUGGAUUUGUUAGAUUUACUGAAGAACUGGAAAGACAAAGAGCAUUAAUUGAAAUGAAUGGAGCGUGGUUUGCUGGGAGACCUUUAAGAGUUGCAUUAGCUACGCCUAGAAAUGUGGCUAGAAGGUUCAAUAAUCGUCGGUUUUCCCCGCAACACCAGCAAUACCAACACCAGCAACAACAACAACAACAACAACAUCAACAUCAACAUCAACAUCAACAUCAAGAACAACAACAACAUCAAGAACAACAACAACAUCAUCAUCAAUCAGUAUUUUCAAGUUAUGGUGGAGGACCUAAUAUGCAUAUAGGAGGAGGAGAAUAUUUUGAUGGUGAUCCCAAUUUAUCACCUUUACCACAAACAGGUGCACCAACGGUACCUCCGGAAUUAAUGUUUAUGCCACCCAUGGGACCCAAUGGUCAACUUGGAGGUAGUCCUGUUUAUGGGUAUUAUGGGCAAACGUCUGGUAGUGGAGGAGGUGGUUAUGGUGGUCCAGAAUUGGAAGGGUUUAGUUUAGAUAUAUUACAAUCACCUAACCUAGUACAACCAAUGUUAGGACAACAACAAUUUCAGCAUCAACCACAAUAUCAGAAUCAGCUUCAACUUCAACAUCAACAUCAACAUCAACAUCUUCAACAAGGACAACAAUUUGUUGAUCCUAAUAAUACUACUGUAUUUGUUGGAGGGUUAUCAUCAGAUGUUUCUGAACCAACUUUGCAUACAUUAUUUAAACCAUUUGGAUUAAUACAACAAGUUAAAAUACCUCCAGGUAAAAAUUGUGGAUUUGUGAAAUAUUCCAAUAGAGAAGAAGCAGAAGAAGCCAUUGCGGCCAUGCAAGGAUUUGUUAUUGGUGGUAAUAGAGUUAGAUUAAGUUGGGGGAGAGUAUCUGUUAGUAAUAAAAAAUAUCAACAACAACAACAACAACAAGUAGCUCAAGUAGCUCAAUUACAAGUUCAAGCAGCAUUAUCUAUGGGUAUGGAUCCUGCUAGUGCAAUUGCUGCUGCUGCGGCCGCCGCCGCCGCCGCCGCUACUGCUUCUGGUGGUGGUGGUGGUAGUGGUGGAUAUCCACCAAAUAUUCCACUUCAACAUCGGCAAGUUGUCCCACCACCACCAACAUCAUCAUCAUCAGUUGUACAUCCUGCUCCACCACCACCACCAUCAACAUCUAUGAGUGCAAUGAAUUUACCACCACCAAUUCAUGGUAUGAAUAUGAAUAUGAAUAUGAAUAUACCUAUACUUCCUCAUAUUCCUCAAUAUCAAAAUAUUCCUUAUCAGAGUCAUUUUGUUUCUGAUGAUGGUAGAGAAUCCUCUGGUGGUGGUGGUAGUGGACAUAAUGGAGAUCUGAAUCAAGGUAUUACUUCAUCAUCAUUUUUAUCAAACAAUGGUGGUCGUAAUAAUGGUGAUAAUGAUCAAGUUGAACAAGAUGAUUUAACUCAAGCUAUGGAUAAGAUGAAUUUGAAUUCUGAACAAGAUGAUGGGAAUGACGAUGGAGCAGAAUAUGGUUAUAUGAUGAAUCCAGGGUUUGGUUCAUAUGGAGUAUCAAGUACACAACAACAACAACAACAACAACAACGUCAACAACAACAACGUCAACAACUGUAUCAACAAUUAAUACAUGAUGAUUAUGAUCAAGAAGGAGAUAAGACUACGACUAAAGAUGAACAAGGAAGUGGAAGUGAUGAUUCUACAGGAAAAAAGACCAAAGAUGAUGAUGAUGAAGUUAAAGAUAAUGAAAAUGAAAAUGUAAAACUGACUCAUGAUUCGGAGUAA